This is a messenger RNA of Pogona vitticeps (central bearded dragon), 1643 nucleotides long. It is a transcript of the gene RNLS, whose product is annotated as renalase, FAD dependent amine oxidase. NCBI's taxonomy places the organism in Eukaryota, Metazoa, Chordata, Lepidosauria, Squamata, Agamidae. Gene Ontology annotation, molecular function: oxidoreductase activity, acting on NAD(P)H. The record is from RefSeq and is a predicted model, not a curated record. Gene Ontology annotation, cellular component: extracellular region.
AGGGCGGGAGAAAGGGAGGAUCCUGCCCGGCCGCCCGCCCUGCCUGUCCCCUAUCCCGGCCAUGGCGCGCGUCCUGAUCGUGGGCGCCGGGCUGACCGGCAGCUUGUGCGCCGCGCUUUUACGCAGGGAGUUGCCCCAACGCCUUUCGCGCAUCGUGCUGUGGGACAAGGCGCGGGGCGCAGGGGGAAGAAUGGCGACGAGUCGCGGCGCCCAGGACCCGAAAUGCACGGCCGACCUGGGAGCCCAGUACGUCACGCGAGGGCCCGAGCACGCCGAAGCGCACCAAAGGUUUUAUGAAGAUCUCUUGAGCCAUGGAGUGCUGAAGCCAUUGACUGCCCCAGUAGAUGGAAUGAUGAUGAAAGAAGGGGCAGAAAAUUUUGUAACACCUCAGGGAAUUUCGUCAAUUGUCAAGCACUAUUUAAAGGAGUCAGGUGCAGACAUCUUUUAUGACCACCGUGUUACUCAAAUCUACCUCAAAAAUGGAAAAUGGGAAGUCUGCACCAACACAGGGUCCUCAGACAAGUUUGACAUAGUUAUUCUCACCAUGCCUGUCCCGCAGAUUCUUCAGCUUCAAGGAGACAUUGUGAACCUAAUUAACAAAAGUCAAAGGCAACAACUGGAAUCUGUGAGCUACUCCUCUCGCUAUGCUCUGGGCCUUUUUUAUGAAGCUGGCACACAGAUUGAUGUCCCUUGGGCAGCACAGUACAUCUCCAAUAAUCCCUGCAUACGCUUCAUCUCCAUCGAUAAUAAGAAGCGCAAUAUAGAAUCCCCGGAGAUUGGCCCAUCUGUUGUUGUCCACACCAGUGUGUCAUUUGGAACAGAAUAUUUGGAGUGGGAUAAAGAAAAGGUGCAGCCGUUGAUCCUAGAUCAGAUAAAAGAAAUUAUACCUGAUCUGCCCAAACCAGCAAGCAUUAAAUGCCAGAAGUGGAGAUAUUCUCAGGUGACUAAAGCUUUCCCUGGAAGCGCAGGACAGAUAACUCUUCAUGCAAAACCUUUCCUUGUCUGUGGAGGCGAUGGAUUUACCCACUCCAAUUUUGAUGGGUGUAUAGAUUCAGCUCUCAGUGUUCUAGAGGCAUUAAAGUCCGGUUUCUAGAUUUUUAAAAUCAUUCUUUCUCCCUAAUAUCAAUUACAUUCUAUGAAUAGGGAAUUUACACGGUUAUACGAAAAGUUAGUAUGUUUGACUUAGUUGUCCUCUAUUUUAAGGAAGGAAGUCACGACAAGUCCUGAGAUGCUUAACGAAUUUAUUGCAGCAGUAGUGAAGUUUGCUUGUUUAUUUGUUCAACUUCGAGGACUCUACUUUUCUGUCUUCCUGGAGUGUGGAAAACAUGUACAGGGUGGCCAUGUGCUUUCUCUCACCACCCUGUUAUCUCCUGACAUGGGUGAAAAUUAGUGAAAACGAUGGUUGAGGAAAGGGGAAUAAACCCUAAACAACAUCCUUAAUUCUUAUGUGUUUAUUUUUGUUUUUUAUUCUAUUUUAUCUUUAUUUUAUUUUAUGAUGUUUUACAGUGUUCCUUGUUAUUCAUUCAUUGUGUAUUUCUGACAUUUUAUUAAUUAGCUCUUCUAAAUCUUGUUAUUGUUGCUGUUUAUAUUGUUGUAAACCACCCAGAGUGGCCUUGGCUGCCAGAUGGGCGGUAUAAAAAUCA